CUCUAAAAAUCAGUUACAAACAAACCUCAUGGUUGUCGGCGAAUGCUUGUUAAUACGUUAAGAUUCGUUUGGAUUUUGCAACUGUGCCUACAUUGUAACAGAAUAUCAAGGAUUUACUAGAAAUCAUUUCUUUCAAUUAUUCUACAAACAUGUCUAUUACCAAACCAAAAUCAGAGAUGACUGCUGAAGAGCUGCAGGCAAGAGAGGAGGAAGAAUUUAACACGGGACCACUCUCUGUCUUGACCAUGUCUGUAAGGAACAACACCCAAGUUCUUAUAAAUUGUAGAAAUAACAAGAAGCUUUUGGGACGUGUGAAAGCUUUUGAUAGGCAUUGUAACAUGGUUUUGGAGAAUGUCAAGGAGAUGUGGACAGAGCAGCCUAGGGCUGGAAAGGGAAAGAAGAAGGCUAAGCCUGUUAACAAGGAUAGGUUUAUAUCCAAAAUGUUUCUUCGUGGAGAUUCUGUAAUAUUAGUGGUUAGAAACCCACUAUCAUCACAGAAGUAAUAACCCCAUUUCCCUUAGUUAUUAAGUUAGUUUAAGACGCAUUAUAUAGAUUAUGUUUUAUGAAUAAUCAAGUGAAAUUUUCACUGUUUGUACAUUUUGAUGUAUAUCCCACUGGUAUUUUUUUUUUAAUUUUCAGAAUUACUCGUUUUAUUUUGAAUAUGUUUAAGAUGUUUUCUUUACUACA
Nicrophorus vespilloides is the source of this 687-nucleotide messenger RNA. It is a transcript of the gene SmD2, whose product is annotated as small nuclear ribonucleoprotein Sm D2. Gene Ontology annotation, molecular function: RNA binding. The coding region runs from base 150 to 503 and encodes 117 amino acids. The transcript is spliced from 2 exons. Gene Ontology annotation, cellular component: U2 snRNP; catalytic step 2 spliceosome; U1 snRNP. Gene Ontology annotation, biological process: RNA splicing; spliceosomal snRNP assembly. The record is from RefSeq and is a predicted model, not a curated record. NCBI's taxonomy places the organism in Eukaryota, Metazoa, Arthropoda, Insecta, Coleoptera, Silphidae.